Messenger RNA from Anopheles nili, 2451 nucleotides. RefSeq lists its product as uncharacterized. Bases 1 to 2451 code for a protein of 816 amino acids. The transcript is spliced from 7 exons. NCBI's taxonomy places the organism in Eukaryota, Metazoa, Arthropoda, Insecta, Diptera, Culicidae. Gene Ontology annotation, biological process: signal transduction. The record is from RefSeq and is a predicted model, not a curated record.
AUGUGGAAGUGUCACAAAUGCGGCAAACCCGUGUUCUUCGCGGAACGCAAGCAAUCGCUCGGUUAUGACUGGCAUCCGGAAUGUCUGCGCUGCGAGGAAUGCGGCAAGCGCCUCAACCCGGGACAGCACGCCGAACAUAAAGGCGUACCAUACUGUCACGUGCCUUGCUAUGGAGCGUUAUUUGGCCCACUGCUGUUCGGACACGGAACCCGCGUCGAGUCACACAAGAGCUUCGGUCAGCCGGAUCAGAAAAAACAAGCCACCCAGCGGUCACCAGCAGGCCCAGUCGUCCCACGAGGCCACCUCGAGUCGAAGCUGAAAUGUUACAAUCAAUUCCACAACAAUAAGAGCAUGGAAAUCCGCAGUCGCGAGGUAAACGGCCGGUUGGUGCUCGAGGGUGCCUUGCGCAUCUACUGGGGUGUCCAAGGGAUGAUCCAUCUCAAGGAGGAUGACGACCAGCGUACGGUGGUGACGGUUCGUAAGCGUAAUUCCUACCGCCAAAGCAACCCGGUUUCGUACACGCACGCCAACAGCGACGAUGGUGAGGAUGGAGAUGAAAAAGAGAAUGUACCGGUGGAUGGAACCGGUGUCCAAGCUGGCCGGGUUACGGGUGUGAUGGGCGUUAGCACUUCCAGUCUAACAGAACCGGCAGAUAGCAACAACGACACAACCACGAUCUCCGAGAGCAUCUCGUACGACACACUCAGCCUCUCAUCGGAGCUAAACUCGAACUUUGACUCGAAACCGGUAUCGUCGAGUGAAUCCUCGAAGGAGGUUUCACCAAGCCACGGAAAGUACGUCACGUUGCCACCGAAGCUGGACGUGAAACAGCUCGAUUGGGACGAGAUUGAUGAGCUGCUGCAGGUCGAGCGUAAGCUGGAUGAAAGCGAGAAAUUGUACCGAACGAUGCCAUCCCCGUUACCGGUUGGUUCCGGGUCUCCACAAGGCACCGGUUCCGGUGGUGAUCGAAGCCUCGCAAGCGAGAGUGUCACGGAUACGGACUAUAAAACGCUUACACCGAAUACGGCCACCGGUGGAUCGUCCGGUGAGUCAGCGGACAGCGAUCGUACGACAACCGGUGGUCCAGACACGUCGACAAGCGUGGCCACGAGUGUUACGAAUGGGGAUGACGAUUUCCGCACACCGGAAGCGACGCUCCGAACGCAGGAUUUCGAAGCGUUUAAGAUGCAAAUGAGCCGCGAGUUUAUCAGCAGUACCGCGGAGAUGGGAACGACGGAUGGUACGCUGAAGUUGAACCAACCGAUCGAUCCGGCACGCAUUAAUGACUCACUUAAGCUGUACAACGAUGGCGUAAUGAACCGUAGCCUGUCGGAUGAGCAGUGCCGGAAUGUGGCGUUUUCUUUGCCUGCGGGCAACAUCACGGGUUCAUUUCAUGUGGAACACGGUGAUGAAGAUGAAACAACACUUCGGCAUCCGACCAAUGGAGCACAUCCGGACCAGCAACACCUCACCCGGCAGACGUCGAAUGGUGGGUUACCUAAAAAGCAGCUACACUUGCAACGAGCACCACCAACCGAUGCGCUUUCCUCCGAGACGACCACAAACGGUGGCGUUACCUCACCCGGGACGGACACGGACAGUUGGACCGCCGAUCGGGGUCUGUUGCGUUCGAAGUCACAGAGCAACCACUAUUCGGGCAACAGCUUCAUGGACAGUGAUGCUGAGGAUGAUGCGGCCGGUUCUGAAACGUUGCGACCCUCGGAUAAACCGCCGUCGUCUAUUCACAUCCGUAUGGAUUGUUACGACGAGCUCGAGAGUCCUUCGUCGGCUCGGGUGACCCCAUCGGAGCCUACGACGACUCUAGCGACGACUACGACGGCCACAUCGGAGUACAGCAACAGCGUGAGCGGCUACCCGGUCACGGAGGAUGGCGUUAUACUGCGAAAACCUCCGAAAACGGGUUCCACCGCCAUUAAGCGGCGGUCCGGCAAUCGGCGGUCACGGACCAAGCUGAAGAGGCGUUGCUCUAUUAACGGGCAUUUUUACAAUCGUGAGACGUCCUUUUUCACGCCUCCACAUGGUUCGCAGAUGAACGUGUGGGUGACGUCUCUCGUCAGCACACAGGAGGUGAUCAAUCUGCUGUUGGAAAAGUAUAAGGUUGUGUCGAAGGCGGAAAAUUUUGCGCUCUUUAUCGUACGGGAUAAUGGCGAGCAGAAGAAGCUGAAGGAAGAUGACUACCCACUGGUUUCGCGUGUCAUCCUUGGCCCACACGAGGAUAUCGCUAAGAUGUUCCUCAUGGAUGGUCAGCAAACGCAGGAAAUAAGCAGCGAAGUGGCACAGUUUCUGAAUCUCUCCGUCCCGGAGUGUCGAGCUAUUUUGGAGCGAUUCCAUGAAGAGGAACAGCGUGAGCUGCAUCGGAUACGAUUGAAGUUCGCCGAGCUAAGGAAGCGUAUUAUACAACGCAUGGAAUCUCUUAAAGUAAGGCUGUAG